Salvia miltiorrhiza (redroot sage) is the source of this 932-nucleotide messenger RNA. RefSeq lists its product as uncharacterized. Lineage: Eukaryota; Viridiplantae; Streptophyta; Magnoliopsida; Lamiales; Lamiaceae. Bases 399 to 746 code for a protein of 115 amino acids. The record is from RefSeq and is a predicted model, not a curated record. The transcript is spliced from 2 exons.
CAAGGAAAAGAGAUAAUGUAGAUAAAUUAAAUGCAUUUCAAUAGAAGGACAUUGCAAAAAUUGUGUAAUUAAUUAAUAAUUUAUUACAUCUCGUAUUGUAUUCACGAAGACAAAUAAUCAAACUUGCAUAAAUUUAUGUAGCUUGAGAUGCUAUACCACAUAAACUCAAUCACUGAUAUAUUUACAUUGUCCAUUUUUUAAUGAUAUUUCAUUUCAAUUUAGUUUUCGUCUGCAAAAAAAAAAAAAAACAAAGCAACUUUUUCAGGCGAUCAGUAAAACAUCGUCUUCUAUUUUUCAGUUCUCACAUGAUCGACAAGGAAAAAAUCGCUUCUAUAUAUGACACUCUUCAUCAUCUGUCAUCUUCAUAACUGAGAGUCAUCAUAUAGAGAGAGAAAGAGAUGAACUCUUUUGCUUGGAUCGUAAUCCUCUUAUGCACACCUAAUUUCCUCACAACUUUGGCUCAUCAAAAUUCUGAGAUGUUAAGGAGCAAAGAUAUAUUGAUUUCCUCGCACGAAUUAGCGUUCGCCAAUAUGGAAGAAAAACAUGAGUAUGGGCGUCGAAGAAAGCUCACGGCGGCGGAGGAGAUCGCGCUGACCGGUAAGGGGCAGAAAGGGAAAGGUGCAUACGGCGGCGCCAACGUUGUUCACCGGCGGCCAGGCGAUAAGAAUGCUGCGGCGUCGUAUUCGUAUAGGCCUUGGUUCUUCGUUUUAUGCGCCGCCAUUCUUGGUUUCAGCUUCUUCUCAUGAAGACCACUAUUUUGGCCCUUGUUUUCGUCUUGUAUAUUUGGUUGAUGAUUGUAUGUUGGUUUGGUAAUUAGCAUUGAUGAAACUGAAGAUAUAUGCCCGAUUUUCGGUUAUUUCAUCACGUAUUUGUUUGAUUGAUACACAAGUUGAUGGAUCCUUCAAGAAAUAGAGGAAACAGAGAUUGCGUAA